AACCGGAAGUGGAGGCGCUGCUGCUGCCGCUGCUGCUGCUGCCGCUGCUGCCGCUGCUGCUGGGGCCCGAGGAGGGACGCGCCGGAACGGGGCCGCCGGGACCGUGCGAGCUACAGACGCCGCCGCCGCAGCCGCUUAGGGGCCCUCAGGGACCCUUCGCCUGAGUGUAGAAUGAGCCAAGGAGACUCAAACCCAGCAGCUAUUCCACAUGCAGCAGAAGAUAUUCAAGGAGAUGACAGAUGGAUGUCUCAGCACAACAGAUUUGUCCUGGACUGUAAAGACAAAGAGCCUGAUGUUCUGUUUGUGGGGGACUCCAUGGUGCAGCUAAUGCAGCAAUAUGAGAUAUGGCGAGAGCUUUUUUCCCCACUUCAUGCACUGAAUUUUGGAAUUGGGGGAGAUACAACAAGACAUGUUUUGUGGAGACUAAAGAACGGAGAACUGGAGAACAUUAAACCUAAGGUCAUUGUUGUCUGGGUAGGAACAAACAACCAUGAGAACACAGCAGAAGAAGUAGCAGGUGGAAUCGAGGCCAUCGUUCAACUUAUUAACACAAGGCAGCCACAGGCCAAAGUCAUUGUAUUGGGUUUGUUACCUCGAGGUGAGAAGCCCAACCCUUUGAGGCAAAAGAAUGCCAAGGUGAACCAACUCCUCAAGGUUUCCCUGCCGAAGCUUGCCAAUGUUCAGCUCCUGGAUACAGAUGGGGGCUUCGUGCACUCAGACGGUGCCAUCUCCUGCCACGACAUGUUUGAUUUUCUGCAUCUCACAGGAGGGGGCUACGCAAAGAUCUGCAAACCCCUCCAUGAACUGAUCAUGCAGUUAUUGGAGGAAACACCUGAGGAGAAGCAAACCACCAUUGCCUGACUGGCCCCCAUCAGUGUUAAUAGCAUCCCAGCUUCCUCAGAUCAGUUAUAUCACUGGCACUACAGAAUCCUUCUCUUUCUUAAGGCACUUUGCAUUGUAGAAUGUUCCUGGAUGUUCAUAUCUAGUGUUCAAAGGGGAGGAGGGAUUUAAACUGGUCCUGUACAUAUGUUUGUUUGACACCACAGAAAAAUAAGCCAAGGAAGAUUGUUUAAACUCAGUUGAAACAAGAAGGGGACUUUUUAGUUCUGUAUGACACAUCCAUUGAAAUUUCACUGUUUUUCCUAGCACAAUAUCAAGUCCAAGUACUGAAAUGAAUAUUCUUUUUUCUUUCCCCUUUCUAUGGAUAAUGUUAUAUAUAAUAACCAGAAUCACAACCUACUUGGCUUUAAAUCAGAUUCUCCCCCACCCCCAGCCUCAGUUUUUAAGGUUCAUAAUGUAGCAGGUUUUUAUUUUGCUUUACUCAUAAUGUAUUCUCAGUGUUUUCUUAACAUGUAGCAUCAGAUUGAACAUGCUUGUCAUUCAGAUAGGGGAGAUGCUGUCGUUACAAUUGAAUUUGUUUCACUCUUAAUCUUCCCCAGGCUUAGCAGGUUUGUCCCAUUUGGGGGACUCUGUGGAAGGUAUUUUGCUGCUGAUGGCAUGUCUGUAGUAGACCCACAUGUGUGCAGCCUCUCCUUCCUACUCCCUCCUACCCCCCGUCUCUCUUAUUUUGUUCUUGUCCUUGUUGACAUUACAAGCCUUUGACACAUUUUUGACUUGGGAGCUCGGUUGCUGGAAGUGUAAGUCCCCAACGAUUACUCUUGUGAUAAUAUUACUCUUGUGAUAUGUAACUCAUUCUUGUGCAGUGUUCUGUGCUAUAGAGUCUGUCUAGUGCUACCCAUAUUCAGAGUUCUGGUUUGUUUUUUUCCUUAACCAACCUCUUACAGUUUGCUGUUUGGGAGAUGGAGGUGGAGGUGGGGAAAAAAAUCAAACCCCGAACUCUCUCACUCCAUAAGCUUUGGCAUAUUUCAAGUUUUAUAGUAUCUUAAGGUAUAUAUUUUAUUUUUUUAUUGGCUUAAUUUCUAAAUUAUAUCAGUUCAGAAAUUUUUGGCCUAUUCUCAUGGAGAACUAAGUGAAGCUGCUUUUCUGAAUAGACAUGCUACCUUUAUCACCAUUUUUGUAAUAAUAAAAAAGAACUAGGUUUGCUUAGCUUUCAGGUUUUCUUUAUUGUAUCUGAGAGUUCCUUUCAAGAGAGCCCCUUAUAAUCUUAAUGGUUUGCUUGAGUAGCAGCAACUGCCAUUUAAGAAAUGAUGGGAAAUAGAUGGAUUACUGACUAACAUAUCUAUGUAUAUGCACAAACUGGAUCAACAAAUAGUUUGAACUGGACCAGGUGGGUGUUGAACUAACCCAUCAAUAUGUGAUCUGUCAUGAUUCUGUUUAAUGCUGAAAUUUGGUAACAAAGGUGUAUAUUUUAUGCCGUGCUUGCAAAACAAAUGACGUUGCUUUUCUGUGUUGGAGGGACUUUGCUGAUUUGUCCUAAGAGCCACUUCUGAUUGAGAAGGGUCGAACUUGGGCUGCCUUUUUUUCCUUGUCAAGCCUCUUUCUAGAAAAUUUUUUUGCCUUUUAAGAAAAAAAUAUGUACUUUUUGGAAUGUAUCAUGUCUUCAUUAGCAACAGAAAAUACACAUGGUGUUUACUAAA
Erinaceus europaeus (western European hedgehog) is the source of this 2537-nucleotide messenger RNA. RefSeq names its product platelet activating factor acetylhydrolase 1b catalytic subunit 2 (gene PAFAH1B2). NCBI's taxonomy places the organism in Eukaryota, Metazoa, Chordata, Mammalia, Eulipotyphla, Erinaceidae. The record is from RefSeq and is a predicted model, not a curated record. The coding region runs from base 172 to 861 and encodes 229 amino acids. The transcript is spliced from 6 exons.